Messenger RNA from Vanessa tameamea, 1803 nucleotides. Its product is annotated as NADH-ubiquinone oxidoreductase 49 kDa subunit-like. Gene Ontology annotation, biological process: mitochondrial electron transport, NADH to ubiquinone. The record is from RefSeq and is a predicted model, not a curated record. Gene Ontology annotation, molecular function: NAD binding; oxidoreductase activity, acting on NAD(P)H; quinone binding. The coding region runs from base 222 to 1622 and encodes 466 amino acids. The transcript has 10 exons. Lineage: Eukaryota; Metazoa; Arthropoda; Insecta; Lepidoptera; Nymphalidae.
GAUAAUGCAAUACACAUUGCACUAUAUUAAAGAUCUUGUAACGUGAUUUUGGAGUCAACUUAAUCAUUCACAACUUGAAUUACUUCCAUCUUUGAAGUUUGAAUUGCUUCGUUGCUAAUUUUAAUAAGAUAUCUCAAAAACAAAAAGGAAACUAUUUAAUUAUUAUAACGUUGAAAUUAUAUAAAUAGUUGGAUCCGUAACGGAACGCAGUCCUUUUGAAAAUGUCGUCCUUGGUGAAUGUUUUGCUGCGAAAAAGUGCAAAUUUAGGCAAUUCAAAAGCCUUAUUGGCGAAUUUACCGGCUUUAUAUAAUGUGAACUCCCAGCGUGAAGCUCACAGAUGGAUGCCCGACGAAACUUUCGUCAAACAAUUCGAAGGAGCUGUCAUGUAUCCUGAAGGAGUUACAGCUCUUAUGAAACACCCGCCUUAUAACAGUAUUAUAACACCAGCCGAAAAGAAUGUCCGCAAUAUGAUACUUAACUUUGGACCACAGCAUCCCGCUGCUCACGGAGUGCUCCGUCUCGUGAUGGAGCUUGAGGGUGAGAUGGUACGCGGUGCUGACCCGCACAUUGGUCUGCUCCACCGCGGCACAGAAAAGCUGAUCGAAUACAAGACCUACACCCAGGCGUUGCCCUACUUCGACCGGCUCGACUACGUGUCCAUGAUGUGCAACGAACAGUGCUACAGCUUAGCGGUUGAGAAGCUUCUGAACAUUGAUAUACCCCUGAGAGCGAAGUAUAUUAGAACGCUGUUCGCCGAAAUCACCCGCCUGCUGAACCACAUCAUGGCGGUCGGCACCCACGCGCUGGACGUGGGCGCGCUGACGCCGUUCUUCUGGCUGUUCGAGGAGCGGGAGAAAAUGAUGGAGUUCUACGAGAGGGUCAGCGGCGCCAGGAUGCACGCGGCGUACAUACGACCGGGAGGGGUUUAUCUCGACAUGCCGCUGGGUCUGAUGGACGACAUCUACGAGUUCGCGAGCAAGUUCGGCGAGCGGCUCGACGAGGUGGAGGACGUGCUGACCACCAACCGCAUCUGGGUGCAGCGCACCAAGGACGUGGGCGUGGUCACCGCGCAGGACGCGCUCAACUACGGGUUCAGCGGCGUGAUGCUCCGCGGGUCGGGCAUCAAGUGGGACCUGCGCAAGAGUCAGCCCUACGACGCCUACCACUUGGUCGACUUCGACGUGCCCAUCGGCACUCACGGCGACUGCUACGAUCGAUACUUGAUCCGCGUGGAGGAGAUGCGCCAGAGUCUGCGUAUCAUCGAGCAGUGCCUCAACCAGAUGCCGCCCGGGGAGGUGAAGACGGACGACGCCAAGCUGACGCCGCCCUCGCGGGAGGAGAUGAAGACUUCGAUGGAGGCACUGAUCCACCACUUCAAGCUGUUCACUCAGGGCUACGCAGUCCCCCCCGGAGCGACAUACACCGCCGUGGAGGCGCCCAAAGGAGAGUUCGCAGUGUACCUCGUCUCCGACGGAAGCUCCAAGCCAUACCGUUGCAAGAUAAAGGCGCCGGGCUUCGCGCAUCUCGCGGCGCUCGAAAAGAUCGGAAAGAACUCGAUGCUGGCGGACAUUGUCGCCAUUAUCGGGACGCUGGACAUCGUGUUCGGGGAAAUUGAUCGAUAAACAGACGAAUAUAUAUAUAUUUACCAUACGUAUAUUGGUUUUAAAUACCGUUCAUGAUAAAACUAACGUAAUUAUUAUUAUCAAAAUUGUGAUCCUGUCAGAUUAAAACUAUAAGUGCAGUUCUUUGGUAGUUUAUAAAACUGUAUCGAAGUUGGAAAAUAUGGAAUAUGUCGCCUCGAUG